AUGGCUCCCACGCUAUCCAUCAGGUGGGUGGUGCAUUAUACAAUUCUCCUGACGUGGGUGCUGUUUGUACCGGUGAACAACCAAGUGUUGGUACCUACGCUAGUGCCUGCUUGCCCCACGCAGUGCAUUUGCCUCUCUCAGUCGCAGGUUGUGUGCAACAGUGCGAGUUUGCGUGGUGUUCCGUCAGCGUUGAGUCCAAACGUAAUGCAGUUAUCGCUGUCGCGUGCAGAUCUCCGUGUUCUACGCUCCGAUGCCUUCGCCCAUCUCAGACAACUCCGCCGCCUGUCUCUCGACGCUUGUAAUCUGACGCGCAUCCGCCCUUUCGCCUUCCGAGGUCUGCCGCGCUUGGAUGAACUCUACAUACAACACACGCCGCUAGCUACUGUUGACGCUUUCGCAUUCGCUGCUCUUCAAAACAUAUCCACCAUAGUCCUAUCGCACAACCGGAUAGCACAAAUCGAGGGCUACGCUUUCGCCGGAACCAAUUUCAUCAAACUCAUCUCGCUCAAGCAUAACCCUAUAAAACGGAUCCUAGCGCAUGCCUUCUCCGGUCUUAACGAUGUGUCUCAAAUAGAAUUACCGUCCGGGGUUAAGUCGAUCGAACCGAAGGCGUUUUUCGGCUUAGAGGGCGUCGGUGUAUUGGAGCUGGCUUAUAUGGAUUUACCGGGACUACAGGCCGAUACAUUUUUUGGAUUAACUCAUGUCGGGCGAUUGGCUUUACGCGAAUCGGAUCUGGGGGUCGUACGCGUCGGGGCUUUCGAUGGCUUGAGACAUGUGGAUGUGCUGGAAAUCUGUAACAAUAAAAUCGACGGUAUCGAGGAGCUUUCGUUAGUACACAAUAAUAGCGUUAAUACGUUUAAAAUGACCGGGAAUCAUAUGUUGGAGGCGCCAGAGUCUGUGGUCUUGGAGGUGGAGAGCAUUAUCAUUCGCGGUAAUCAUUUGCCGUGUGAGUGUGGGAGAGAUCCUCUAAUGAAUCCCUUGGCGUUGACGCAGAAUUUUGCGGAGGAGAAUCUCUGCAUAUCUCCGUUGAAGGUGCGGGGUCGGAGUUUGUCGAGUGCAGCAGGGUCCGUUUGCAGGAGCGAGGGAGGGGGAAGCGCGCGCGCAAGGGCCGCAGCGGGCGCGAACCCAGUGGGUGACCGACUAGAGUCUCUUGCGCUAGCAGUUGUUGCGAUCGCUUUUCUUGCCAACAGUUAG
This is a messenger RNA of Leptosia nina, 1194 nucleotides long. Lineage: Eukaryota; Metazoa; Arthropoda; Insecta; Lepidoptera; Pieridae. The record is from the annotation of a GenBank genome assembly.